This is a messenger RNA of Epinephelus moara (kelp grouper), 4023 nucleotides long. Its product is annotated as hornerin. The transcript is spliced from 16 exons. The record is from RefSeq and is a predicted model, not a curated record. Bases 2281 to 3495 code for a protein of 404 amino acids. Lineage: Eukaryota; Metazoa; Chordata; Actinopteri; Perciformes; Serranidae.
GAGCCACUCCGAUUGGCCCAGGUGGUUCUCUAAAUGGCCACUCGGCUCUGUGCCAUGCUCUGUGCCCCGUCAACCUCUACAACAACCUACAGCCGUCUGAAAUCAGCGUCCACUGAAUUGCAGGUCCUCUUGAAAGUGGAGUGAGCCCUGCCCUUUGGAGACAAGCCACCUAAAGAAGAUGGCUAAAAUGAGAGAAUGGCGAAAACGCCAAAGAGACAUGGAUCAACUUCUACGUUAUUCUGACAGUGAAGAUGAACAUCAGAGCAUUGAAAUUAAUAGCGAUAGCGAUGUUGUGUCUGGGACUCAGAGUAGUUGUAGCACUGUGCCUGGGACCCUGUCUACUGACUCUGAACCAAAUGAUGAUGAAGCUGAAGUGACCAGCAGCUUUGAAGAUGACCUGAGACAGUGGGCUACAGAGCACAAAGUGACACACAGAGCACUUAACGGGUUAUUGUCCACAUGAAGAAAGCAAGGGCUCCUAUUGCCUGUGGAUUGCCGGACACUCCUCGCUACACCACAACAAAACACAACAGAGUCUAAAUGUGGGGGGCACUACAAGUAUUACGGCUUAGAAAAGGGAAUCUGUCCUUACUUAAGUCUGAUGGACAGUAAUGAUGUGCACCUCACUGUAAACAUCGAUGGCAUCCCACUUUUCAAAAGUAGUGGAGUCCAAUUCUGGCCAAUACUGGUGAAGUGUGGCCAUUUUGAUCCCUUUAUUGCAGCGAUGUUUAGUGGAAAAAGUAAGCCAAGUCCACUUGAGGACUAUCUGAAAGACUUUUUGACCAAGUACAAACAUCUCAAAGACAAUGGUAUAGUUUACAAACGUCAGACCUACACUGUCAAUAUUGAUGCUCUCAUCUGUGAUGCGCCAGCAAGGGCAUAUCUCAAAUGUAUUAAGGGUCAUACUUCCUAUGAGAGUUGUGAGAGAUGUAUAAUCAGAGGUACUCGUGUUGAGGGAAGAAUGGUAUUCAGUGAACAGGAAUGCACUUCUCGAACAGAUGACUGUUUCUCCAGAGUGGAAUACAAGAACCACCAAACUGAUGCCAGCCCCUUCAUUGCUGGAGGAAUUCCUUGUGUCAGUUCAUUUGUGUUGGACUACAUGCAUAUGGUCUGCUUGGGAGUAGUUAGACACCUGUUAAUUUACCUGACUCGUGGCCCAAAAAUCUGCCGCUUAUCUGUGAGGCAAAAGGAUCUAAUUUCUCAAAAACUAAUUGCACUGAGAGGGAGGAUGCCGAGUGAAUUUGCUCGGCAACCACAUGGUCUGCGUGAAAUGGAUAGGUGGAAAGCCACUGAACUUCGGCAGUUUCUGCUAUACACAGGACCAGUGGUAUUAAAAACUGUGCUGUCACCUGAAAGGUACAAGCAUUUCUUGUCCUUAACAGUAGCCAUGUCGAUACUGCUGGAGUCAGAUGACAGGAUUCGAAAUGCCUAUCUCCAAUAUGCCCAUGAACUCAUCAAACACUUUGUCACCAGCUGUGUGGUCCUGUAUGGCAAGACCUUUCCUCUCCAUGAAGAUGCCAGCCACUUCAACUGCUCCUUAAAUGACAUUUCCUGUUUUCCAUUUGAAAACUACCUGCAACAAAUCAAGAAACAUGUGAGGAGUGGGAGAAAUCCUCUGGAACAAGUCACCAGGCAUUUGUCAGAAAUCGAACAUUCAGAAGUGAAAGAGAGCAAAAUGCACCCUAAAGUGUUCAUUUCUGUUAAAGAAAGGGACAGCCGUCAGGAAGAUGAAAGAUUUGCUUUUGUUCGACAAAAAAAUGCAGAUGGUACCUUGGCUUGUCAAAUCCUGCACCAGCGUCACACCUCACCAUUAUUUCACCAACCAUGUAGCUCUGGACUUGUAAAUAUAGUGUGCAUAGGAAAUGGCCAGGUCAGGAUGAAAGAUGCGCUGCUGCGUGAAAAGGAUCUGUUCCGCAAGGUGGCCUACCUCCCACAAGAAUCUGGUGGUGCUGUGCUCAUACCCCUUCGCCAUGGUCUGGAACACAAAUAUUAAAGGUCAUGUAUGCGAAAGCAGUUUGGAAGGAGGGUGAAAUUGAGGAGGAGGGUGUAGUUCCAGAGAACUGGAUUGACGGGACCAAAAGAAUUGUUAGAUGGCCACGAAUGAGCAUCUCCAAAACAGAAAAGGCUAUAAAGGAAAAAAUGAACCCCCAGGAUGACUGGAUGAUAUUCCCUCUAAUAAAGAUAAAAAUGACAUCAGGCAAGUACUGUUUUGAUGAAUAGAAAAUGACUUGUAUGUCAAAGUCAAAAUAUACUUGAAGGUUGAAAUGUGAGAACUACAACAUGACCAGUCAGGCAGAGGAGGAGGAUGAUGAGGAGGAGGAGGAGGACGUGGUGAGGAGAUCAAGGAACCGCACUAAAAAAGCAAUUCCAGAGGGUUUCGUAAGAAAUGUAUUAACAGAUUCAGAUGAGGAAGGGCAGAGUGUCAGGGGUGUCGAGCUGCCCAACUACCCUGCUCCACCGAAAAAGCUGCAGCCCAUUCAGGGCACAGCUAUCCUAGACAAUGCUUCCUCUGGAGAUGAAGACAUGUCCGUACAAGCGACGCGUGCGGACAGCUCUCAGGGCAGGCACUCAGACACUCCUUCCUUGUCUGGUCUGGAGUGUGCCAGUGGAACUGGGGGAAGGGAAACGUCAACACCGGGCUCUCACCUGUCGACAUCCAGAUCUCGACAUGCAGCCAGAGGUCAUGUCAUUGAUGGCUAUCGCUCUAGGUCCAGGUCCAAGUCCCAGCGCAGACAUGCCUCCAGACAUCGCCACAGAUCCGGCAGCAACAGAGACGCCUCUAAACAUCGCCACAGAUCCGGCAGCAACAGUGAUGUCUCAAGACAUCGCCACAGAUCCGGCAGCAACAGAGAUGCCUCUAAACAUCGCCACAGAUCCGGCAGCAACAGAGACGCCUCUAAACAUCGCCACAGAUCCGGCAGCAACAGAGAUGUCUUCAGCACCCCCGCCAGGUCCAGAUGUGAUCACACCAGCCCCCCCUAUCACACACCAAGGCCUAAUGCAGUGACUGAGAGUAGAAGGUGGACCUUCCCAUUGCCUUGGGAUGUGUACCAGAAGAAGGUCUUAGGGUUACUGGUUGACCUCCGCAAUGAGUAUAAGACAGCACAGCCUGCCUCUUCAGCCGUCCACAUUGAGAGGAUGGAGACAAUGGAGGAUUUCGAGAAAGAGGAGCAACAUCUAUGUGACAAAGAAGCCUUUGAUACCCUGGUAAAGAAAAUAGCAAAAAUUGGCGGGAAGAACACCAAGGACUGUAUCCACAAAGUUCUUGACAAACUGUUCACCAAUGCCCUGAUGGCAAAUUUUAACAUGAAGGGCAAGGGGAAAAAGGGAAAAAAGCCCUUGGAAACGACAAAGAUUUACAGAGCAAUACAAGAUGGAGUCAUGCAAUUUGAUAAUAUGGCCACUGAGGAACUUAUAAGGACACAUGCUUCAGAGCAUUUAAAGCAUGCACCGCAAAGGAGUGGAGGGGGGGGCUUCACAGUCACUCAGGGCUGAUUUUGUUUGAAGAAACUAUGUUCAGCUAUGUUAUUUUUACGAAUAGUGUUGUUUUACAUGUGUAUAUGACACCUACACUGUAGCUGCUGUCCUCAGUGUGUUUUUCUUUUUUUUAUUGUUAAUGAUAGGAUAGACAAAGGGAAUGUGUGUUUGAAAAUUAACAUAUGUGUGUUUAAAAAAAAGGGGGGGGGGGGCAGAUUUUUUUAUUUUCAUUAGGUGAAUCUGGUCAGCCCUUUAAUUUUUCUGUGUUCAGUUUGAUUUUUACAAUUUUUUUUUUUUUUUUUUUAUUGUUUUAUAUUUUAAUUGUUCUUAUAUUUGUACAUAAUCACUCAGGACUAACCCUAUUUUUGUAGUACAGACCCAAGAGGUGUAAUUUUAUUCACUGUAUUUCACCACUUUGGUGUUGUUGUUUUUUUCAAACUUAAAUGAGGGUUAUGCUGCCUGCUGUUUAGAAGUUGUAGCCUAAUAACUAGUAUUUCUCAACUGAAAUCAACAUGACAUGUUUGCAAUAAAGAUGGGGAAAAAACA